AAUGUGUGUGUGGCACCGAAGCACCGUCUGUGAGCAACUGUGGCUUUAUCUGGAUCCUUUGGGCACUGCACACCACACUCCUACACACAGAGGCCUUUUUUGGGAAUGGUGAUAAUGGAGAGUACAUGCUAUCUAAAAAGUUAUUAAUAACACAACAAAGGGUCCUAAAGUCUCUUUCCCACUAUUCAGUCCGUCCCUUUACCCUCUGAGACCCACCUCACUGUCCUUUUAGUAAAAUAAGUCACCUUCCCUCUGCUGCACACUGAGUCUCUCCCUACGCUUGCUUUCCUCAUUACUCGAACUCCGAUUCCCUGCUGCGCGCCUGAACGUUCCUUGCCAUGUCUGACAACGAGGAAGUGGUGGAGGAGUGUGAGGAGGAGGUGGAAGAGGAGACUACUGAAGCAGGGGAGCCGGGGAUAGAGCAGGAGGAGGAGGAGGAGGAGGUGGAAGAGCAGGAGGAGGAGGCGGCAGAGGAAGAGGCCGUGCAGGAAAUGGACGAAGAUGCUGCAGAAGAGGAGGCUAACGAAGAACGAGAUGGAGAAGAGGAAGCGGAGGACGGAGAAGAGGAGGAGGCCAAACCGAAAUUCAAGCCAUUUAUCAUGCCCAACCUCAUCCCUCCUAAGAUCCCAGAUGGAGAGAAGGUGGAUUUUGAUGAUAUACAUCGUAAAAGGAUGGAGAAAGACCUGAUGGAGCUUCAGACUUUGAUCGUGGUUCACUUUGAGAGCAGAAAGAAGGAAGAAGAUGAUAUCGUUAAUCUCAAGGACAGGAUUGAAAAGCGACGUUCUGAGCGAGCAGAGCAGCAAAGAAUCCGAAGUGAGAGAGAUAAAGAGCGACAGAAGCGUCUUGAGGAUGAGCGAGCUCGCAAGGAGGAGGAGGAGGCCAAGAGGAGAGCAGAUGAGGAUGCUAAGAAGAAGAAAACCCUCACCAGCCUCCACUUUGGAGGUUACAUGCAGAAGUUGACAGAAAAACGGAGUGGUAAGAGGCAAACUGAGAGAGAGAAGAAAAAGAAAAUCCUGAGUGAUAGACGCAAACCUCUGGACAUUGAGAACUUGAGCCAGGACAAACUCAAGGACAAAGCUAAAGAGCUGUGGGAGUGGAUGCAGGAGCUGGAGGCAGAGAAGUUUGAACUGCAGUACCAGCUCACCGGACAGAAAUAUGAGAUUAAUGUGCUGAGGAACCGAGUCAGCGACCAUCAGAAAACAUCCAAAAGGGCCAAAAGAGGCCUGAGGAAAUAACUGCAGACGUGCAGAGUGAGCAGUGUAACCAUUAGCCCCAUCCUGCAGCCACCGCCUCAAACCAAGCCCCUGGCUUCCUGCCACACCCUGGCAGUUUUCCAGUUACAUCUCACUCUGCUGUAUUCCUUUUAUUACCAAUCAUUAAAUUAGAUCCUCUGUGUUUAAGGGUGUAAAUAAAACACUCUUAGUUCAAUCAAUGA
Messenger RNA from Anarrhichthys ocellatus (wolf-eel), 1435 nucleotides. It is a transcript of the gene tnnt2a, whose product is annotated as troponin T type 2a (cardiac). Gene Ontology annotation, biological process: sarcomere organization; regulation of muscle contraction; cardiac muscle contraction. The record is from RefSeq and is a predicted model, not a curated record. The transcript is spliced from 16 exons. Gene Ontology annotation, molecular function: tropomyosin binding; troponin I binding; troponin C binding. The coding region runs from base 339 to 1235 and encodes 298 amino acids. Gene Ontology annotation, cellular component: troponin complex. NCBI's taxonomy places the organism in Eukaryota, Metazoa, Chordata, Actinopteri, Perciformes, Anarhichadidae.